Notolabrus celidotus (New Zealand spotty) is the source of this 1131-nucleotide messenger RNA. RefSeq names its product trace amine-associated receptor 4-like. Bases 1 to 1131 code for a protein of 376 amino acids. NCBI's taxonomy places the organism in Eukaryota, Metazoa, Chordata, Actinopteri, Labriformes, Labridae. The record is from RefSeq and is a predicted model, not a curated record. Gene Ontology annotation, cellular component: membrane. The transcript has a single exon. Gene Ontology annotation, molecular function: G protein-coupled receptor activity. Gene Ontology annotation, biological process: adenylate cyclase-activating adrenergic receptor signaling pathway.
AUGAUUUCCACACCAAGAACGAACACCUCAGACAACCACAGCUUGACUGAAGAUGGCAUUGAUUCUGCUUCAUUUCACAGCACCAUUAGUAGAGUUUGUGUCCUGUGCCUGCUCCUACCAAUCCCCAUCUUCGCCAUCAUUGGGAAUGUCUUCAUCAUGGCUGCAUUUGCACUUUUCCAAUGCCUCCGUACGCCUACAAAUGCUUUCAUUGUGUCUCUGGCAGUAGCAGACUUCCUUGUUGCUGUGCUAGUGAUGCCUUUCAGUUUAGUCCGCUCCGUUGACAGGUGGCACUUUGGGCUCUGCUUCUGCCAAGCACACCUCUUUCUGGAUAUGACCUUUUGUACAACGUCCAUUUUUAAUCUCACCUGUGUGGCACUGGACCGAUACAUAGCAGUGUGUGACCCUCUGCACUACCCUGUCCGGAUGUCUUUCAGACGUGUUGGUGCAAUGCUGCUGCUGUGCUGGGUUCUGCCACUGGUCUUCUCUGCCCUGUGUGUGUCCCUCGGUAUGUACACGCAGUCUGCUCGCACUGUGGUAACAAACAGCACAUUACUAGAAACUCAGACCUGUCUGGCCACGUUUCAGCUCCCCUAUGCAUUUGCCACCUCUGCGAUAUCCUUCUUUAUUCCUUUGGGGUUCAUGCUGUUUGCGUAUGGGAAAAUCCUCAAGGCUGCCCAGAGACAAGCGAGAUGGAUACAUGCAAUUGAUCACCAUACUGGGCAGCUUCAGAUGAAUCAGACCUCCAUGAGGACUGACCCUAGCAGACAAGUUCAGGCUCAUGUGGAAAGAUGUUCUUUAAAGAAGAAGGAGUGGAGAGCUGUGAAGACGCUGGGUCUGAUCAUGGGGGUCAUCCUGUUCUGUUGGCUUCCUUUCUUCUGUGUGAACAUCAUUCAUCCUCUGAAAGGCUACAGCCUCAGCCCUCUGCUCCUGGAGGCUUCAAUGUGGCUGGGAUAUGCCAACUCUUCUCUAAAUCCUUUCCUUUAUGGUUUAUUUAACAAGAACUAUGGUCAUGUGUUUGCAGCCAUGUUCGACUGGGGGACUUUAGGGCGCCAGUUACGAGCGGGUUUGGAUUCCUCGACCUUUGGAAGGCAAGCGCAUACUGUGGUUACCUUGGAAACCAUUUCAGGAUGA